CGGAAAGUAAAAUUGUUGCGCCCCGAUUUUAACGCGCAAUUUUUCGCGAUCCCAAAACUCGAUCGCGCCAACCGAAAAGUCAAUCCACAAUCCACGGUCCUUUGUUUGGUAACUUGCUAAUUAAGCACACGGUUUGCACGUGCUGACAGGAACACAUUUCAUCGGUGCCAUCGGGGACGGUGGACGGCAAUCGGUCCUCGCAUCCUCACCACCCGGUCAAUUUGUUCUAUUUUCUUCGCUUUUUAUUUGGCGCCUGCUCAACUCCACCACGGGAGGUGGUUUAUCCACGAUGAACGGACGAGGACGCAUUAUCACGAUGCCGGCUGAGUGUGCCGCUAAUCCGCUGCAGCGGGCCCUGGCCGAUGCCAUCAUACGGAUGGUGUCCAUGGACGAGUUGCGCAUACUGCUCGCCUGCGGUGCGAAGGUUAACGAGCAGGUGACACAAGGUCUGAGACCACUGCACUAUGCCGUCUGGCAGAAUAAUGAAGCUGCCGUUAAUCUGCUUAUUGUGCGUGGUGCCGAUAUAAACGCGAUCGAUGAAGUUGGCUACAGUGCCCUACAUCUGGCGGCAGAGCAUGGUUAUCUGCAUCUCGCGAAGAUACUGCUGGACGCUGGCUGUAAGGUGGACUACCGUGAGCCAACGAAUGAUCCUUACCCGCGCACGACCCUCUGCGAUGAACCGCUUCGUUUGGCACUGCGUAACAAACACUACGAGGUGGCCCGUCUGCUACUCGAUCGUGGUGCAGAUCCGAACAAGCGUUAUUUCUUCGGCUCCGAGAUCAAUCUGGCGACGGAUGUGGAAAGUCUGGAGCUGUUGCUUACGUACGGUGCGAGCACGGACGCACGUGAUCGUUCCGGCAUCACUCCGCUCAUGCGUGCCGUGCGAACGAACGGUAACAUCGAUUCGGUGCUGCUGUUGCUACAUUACGGUGCGGACGUUAAUGCGAUGACGGAUGCACGGAAUGAUUACAGAACUGUGUUGCAUUAUGCCGUUCUCUCAGGCAAUGCGUCACUCGUAACGAUGCUUUUGAAACAAGGAGCACGGGUAGACAUUCCAGCACCACUGCCGGAACCGGAUCGGCCAAGCCCGCUCGAUCUUGCCGUACUGCGGGGCGAUCCCGUGCUGGUGAGAAUACUGCUCGAGCAUGGUGCUAAUGUCAAUCGCAGCAGUCCCGUCAUUGGUUCGCCGUUGCAUGUGGCCUGCGCCGAUAACAUACCCAACAGAGUUGAAAUUUUGAAGAUGCUCUUGUUUUACGGUGCUGACCCAAAUAUACGCGUCGUGGGAGAUGUUGCCACCAAUGCGAUACUACGUCCUCCGUUGGCAGAGCUGCUGGCCAGCAACGAACACGUCACGCCACAGGAACUGCAUUUGUUGCUACGAUACGGUGCAAGGGUUAUCCUAAAGACCCAGUAUCGCGAUCCGGACGGUUUGCUAAACUGCCUGUCAAACCUGCAUCACGAAUCGGCCGCCUUCCGUAUCAUACUGGACGCUACCGAAGAGUUCGAUCCUUGCAUGAUACGCCGUAACCAACAGCUCACAGACGAACAGCGCGAUCUGCUGGUAGAACGUGCAUCGGUGCCACGGAAACUCAAGUCCCAGAUUCGUGCUUACUACCGCCGGCUGUUCGGGCGGAAUCUGUGCGAGUUCGUACCGCCACUGUUUAUACCGAGCGAACUGAAAAGCUAUCUGCUGUACGAGCACAGCCUGUAACUGUUUGUGCAGUACGGCCAAAUUGUUCCCCGUAGUGGUGACCUUUUGUCUUUUACACUGGACCUGAUAAGACUAUUACUGUCCUGAUGGUGAAUCAUCCGAUAUUCCCACCAUAUGAUAGACUAGUUUGUAAAGCGACUGUUUCGAGCCUUUAUGUCCUCGACUGCUCAACUUCCGCACGUUCCAGACGGCACGUGGCGAAGGUGAUCAUGGCCUUGUGAAUUGAGAUGAAACCCCCCAAUAGUGCUUUCCGUUUCAUUCGAACACGGAGAGCGUUUACGCGCGCGUGCAUGUACUCUCUUUUAGAGUAAUACACAUUGUGAAACGGUUGUGAUAUAAGGAGUGAAACAUUUGUCUCUUAUACCUUGUCGAUUAAGUUAAGUUAAUGAAAGAUCGAACUGUUAGCUUGUAAGAUGUCGAAGCAAUUCAGCACUUCCAAGGAAGGUUUAAUAAAUAUAU
Molecule: messenger RNA, 2170 nt
Organism: Anopheles moucheti
Lineage: Eukaryota; Metazoa; Arthropoda; Insecta; Diptera; Culicidae
Product: putative ankyrin repeat protein RF_0381
Exons: 6
Coding region: 290-1711 (473 amino acids)
Biological process (GO): RNA processing
Molecular function (GO): RNA binding; RNA nuclease activity; protein binding
Source: RefSeq, a predicted model, not a curated record